This is a messenger RNA of Rosa rugosa (rugosa rose), 797 nucleotides long. RefSeq names its product cysteine proteinase inhibitor 5-like. The transcript has a single exon. Gene Ontology annotation, molecular function: cysteine-type endopeptidase inhibitor activity. Lineage: Eukaryota; Viridiplantae; Streptophyta; Magnoliopsida; Rosales; Rosaceae. The coding region runs from base 366 to 722 and encodes 118 amino acids. The record is from RefSeq and is a predicted model, not a curated record.
UACAACGCUAGCUAGCUAUUAGCCGCUGCUCGAUUCUCUUGCUCAAAUGCUCAAUAUAAGGAGGUGGUCACUGAUUGAUCUCAUCUGAGGCAGCUUCGCCAUAUCAUUUGGAUCCUUGCACUGAUCCACCGCGCGCCGCCUCUCGACUCUUCCUGAAUGCAUGCAUCUUAAAUAUCACAUUUAAUUUACCGGCCGGUUUAACAGUUUUCCUGUUCUGUAAUAAUACAAAACUCUUGGGGAAAGUUAGGAAACAAUAAGAAGUAUAUUUGUACGUUAUCGUCAUCCAAUUAAACACUGCCAUAUAAACUCUUGUUUUCAUGAUCUGAGCUGUAUUUCUAAGGAUAUACACUAAAUUAACGGCCAGGAUGAGUCGGCACCACCUUGUCCUCGCACUCUUUGCUCUCCUCCUUCCUCUGGUCAAGGCCUUCGCAGACAGCGAGGUCAUUGUAGUCGGUGGUUGGAGACCCAUUGAGAACAUCGGUGAUCCCCAUGUGAAGGAGAUUGCAGAGUUCGCCGUGUCGGAGUACAACCAAUCCCAGAAGAAGAACUUGGUGUUUCAGAGCGUGGUCCGGGGAGAGACUCAGGUCGUAGCAGGCAUCAAGUAUCGGCUCGUCAUAUCUGUCAAGGAAGAUGAUUCCUUCGAGAAUUAUGAGGCUGUUGUAUGGGAGAAGAGAUGGAUGAAGUUUAGGAAAUUGAUCUCUUUUGAUGAUGUGAAUAAUUAAUAGUGCUGGCGUUUUUUCUUUUUCUUUUUGUUGUUGUUGUUGUUGUUUAUAAAAGGUCAAAUUCUAUUGCUUUCA